AAGGUUGUUUUCCGGCUGGGCCUUAUGGGCCAAAAUCUUUAAAAAUGGGCCAAAUGCCCAUCAAAAGGGAAUGGGUGAACUGUGAAGUAUGACGGCAAGCUCUAUCAUCAAACCCUCGACCAAGAGCUUCAGCUCUUCUCAAGCUCGUCCAUGGCCAUGGCUUGCAUCUCCACCUUCUCCUCAAGCCCUUCCUUUGCAUUCCUUCGCUCCAGGCAUCGCCCAUCUUCUUUUCUCAACCCCAUUGCUCACUUCUCCAUCUCCUCACAAUUGUCCGAUGCAACCACAGAAGGAGGGAGUUUUUCUGGUCGUGUUGGAUUUCUAGGUCUUGGAAUUAUGGGUACUCCCAUGGCAUUGAACCUUAUUAAGGCUGGAUGUGAUGUUACAGUAUGGAACAGAACCAAGAGCAAGUGUGAUCACCUUAUCAACCAGGGGGCAAAAUAUCAAGCUUCACCUGCGGAUGUUGCAUCAUCUUGCGAUGUGACCUUUGCAAUGCUUGCUGAUCCUCAAAGUGCAGUUGAUGUUGCUUGUGGAGUGAAUGGUGCUGUGAAGGGAAUGGGAUCAGGAAAAGGCUAUGUGGAUGUCUCUACAGUAGACGGUGCCACAUCUAAGUUGAUUAGUGAGAAUAUCAAAGAAACAGGGGCAUCAUUUCUAGAGGCUCCAGUUUCAGGCUCCAAAAAGCCCGCAGAAGAUGGUCAGCUGAUAUUCCUUACUGCAGGUGAUGCAUCUCUAUUUGAAACUGUGGCACCACUACUAGAUAUCAUGGGGAAGUCAAAAUUUUACCUUGGAGAUGUUGGAAAUGGAGCAGCAAUGAAACUUGUUGUCAACAUGAUCAUGGGAAGCAUGAUGGCUUCAUUUUCCGAAGGGCUGUUGCUUGGUGAGAAAGUAGGGCUCGACCCUAAGGUUCUCGUAGAGGUAGUUUCACAGGGUGCCAUAAGUGCGCCAAUGUUCUCCAUGAAAGGACCUUCAAUGGUUCAGGCUAAAUACCCGACUGCGUUUCCUUUAAAGCAUCAGCAAAAGGAUCUCAGGCUUGCUCUAGGAUUAGCUGAAUCAGUGUCCCAGCCAAUUCCUAUUGCAGCUGCUGCUAAUGAGCUCUACAAAGCUGCUAAAUCUCAUGGCCUUAGUGACCAAGACUUCUCAGCAGUGAUUGAAGCUCUCAAAAUCAAUUUGUGACCAUCUUGACAAAUCAAUUAAUCAAUCAAUUUUCUUUUGUUUCA
Molecule: messenger RNA, 1214 nt
Organism: Dioscorea cayenensis subsp. rotundata (Guinea yam)
Lineage: Eukaryota; Viridiplantae; Streptophyta; Magnoliopsida; Dioscoreales; Dioscoreaceae
Product: glyoxylate/succinic semialdehyde reductase 2, chloroplastic
Exons: 12
Coding region: 151-1170 (339 amino acids)
Cellular component (GO): chloroplast
Molecular function (GO): NAD binding; glyoxylate reductase (NADPH) activity; NADP binding
Source: RefSeq, a predicted model, not a curated record